UAUUAUUUUAACUAUAUAUUAAUUUGUGCAAUAUGACUUUAUCAUUUUUCUUUUUUUGACAGAUUGAAAGUUGUUAGAAUUUUUCAAGAUAUGAAAUUGAUAUUUAAUAAGAACUUUCUAUUAAAUAAUUUGGGACUUAUAUUUUAUACCUUUGUAUUAGGUGCCUAUUCAUUUUGGGGACCUAAAGCAGGAUAUGUACUUUAUGAAAUGAAUAAUGCAGACAAUAUUUUUGGAGGAAUGACUCUCCUAUGCGGAGUAGUGGGAACAUUAUUUGGAGGUUGGAUUUUGAGUUAUACAGGAAAUUCGAUUAAUUAUGCUUUCAAGAUUCAAUCUUUCUCAACCUACUUAGGCACAUUUUUAUGUUUGGGUGCCUUUUUCACCACCAAUAGAAUCCUAUUUAUUGGAUUAUUUGGUAUGGGUGAGGUUGCAUUGUUUGUUGUUCAGGGAGCUACAUAUUAUACAAGUCUUCAUUGUGUGCCACCACAUACAAAGUCCACAGCAAUGUUUGUUUCACAACUAAUCAUACACACAUUGGGAGAUGUUAUAUCUUUCCCCCUUGUUGGUCACAUUCUGGAUUGGACACAUAAUUGGAGAACAACUUGUAUCAUAUUAACUUCUGUUCUCUUUGUAGCAGCUAUAUGUUGGACUAUUGGUAUUUUUGUGAGUAAAGAGAACAUAACUGAGGAAAGCAUGGAAAGUACAAGUGAAGGACAAAUAACAUCAUCUUCAUCCUCAGUUUCUUUAGUUAAUUUAUGAGUUAUUAUUAUUAUUAUUAAGUUUUUUUUACAAAUAUUUUUAGCGUACUGUAUUAUUAGUUUCAAUUUUUCGUUUGACUAUUUGUUUUUUCAUAAAAUAACUAUUUUUUUUAAAGAAAACUUCAAUAAAUAAUUAAUGAUUCAUGUCUCAAAAUAGUUUCUUACACAAUAUAUGUUUCUUACAUAGUAUACAAAAAUACAAAAAAAAAUAUUUACCAAACAAGUUUCUCUUUUAUCCUAAAUGUACACACAAGUUUUUCUUUAUAGUAAAAAUAAAGACCAAGUGAAAUGAUACAAUUAAUAGAGA
Messenger RNA from Cannabis sativa, 1062 nucleotides. Its product is annotated as probable sphingolipid transporter spinster homolog 2. The record is from RefSeq and is a predicted model, not a curated record. NCBI's taxonomy places the organism in Eukaryota, Viridiplantae, Streptophyta, Magnoliopsida, Rosales, Cannabaceae. Gene Ontology annotation, molecular function: transporter activity. The transcript has 7 exons. Bases 91 to 756 code for a protein of 221 amino acids. Gene Ontology annotation, cellular component: membrane.